This is a messenger RNA of Phyllostomus hastatus (greater spear-nosed bat), 1727 nucleotides long. RefSeq names its product MPN domain containing (gene MPND). Gene Ontology annotation, biological process: double-strand break repair. The record is from RefSeq and is a predicted model, not a curated record. Gene Ontology annotation, cellular component: BRISC complex; BRCA1-A complex. Bases 77 to 1555 code for a protein of 492 amino acids. Gene Ontology annotation, molecular function: metallopeptidase activity; polyubiquitin modification-dependent protein binding. The transcript is spliced from 13 exons. NCBI's taxonomy places the organism in Eukaryota, Metazoa, Chordata, Mammalia, Chiroptera, Phyllostomidae.
CGUCCCCCCGAUUUGAGGCGGAGCUGAGUCACGUGCCUGGAAGAAAGAACGAGCGGGGCGAGGGGUUGGAGCAGCCAUGGCAGCUCCGGAGUCGCUCUCUCCGGCGGGCGGCGUGGGCGAGGAGGCGCCGGAUGAGGACGAGGAUGAGGCGGAGGCCGAAGACCCCGAGCGGCCGGCGGGAGCGAGCGGAGCGCGCGGCAGCGGCAGCGGCAGCGGCGGAGCCGGAGUUGGGAGCUGCGUCGGGGCCGGGGGCGCGCUCAGCAGGCGCUCGGUAACACUGAGGGUGCUCCUCAAAGACGCGCAGCUGGAGCCGGGCGCUGGAGUGCUGUCUAUCUACUACCUGGGGAAGAAGUUCAUGGGGGACCUGCAGCCAGACGGGAGGAUUGUGUGGCAGGAAACUGGGCAGGUGUUCAACUCACCCAGCGCCUGGGCCACCCACUGCAAGAAGCUUGUGAACCCAGCCAAGAAGUCGGGCUGUGGCUGGGCCUCCGUCAAGUACAAGGGCCAGAAACUGGACAAAUACAAGGCCGCCUGGCUCCGGCGACACCAGCUCCAUGUGCCUGCAGCUACCGCCGACGAGAGCCCAGCCAGCGAAGGGGAGGAGGAGGAUCUGCUGAUGGAGGAAGAGGAGGAGGAGGUUCUGGCAGGGGUCUCAGCAGAGGACAAAAGUCGAAGGCCACCUGUGAAGGGCCCCUCAGAGCCUGCCCACCCCGAGGCCACGCCCCUGGGAAAGCGAGGAGAAAACAAGAUCCGGGCGCCAGUGCGGUACUGCAUGUUGGGCAGUCGCGACUCUGCCAGGAACCCCCACACCCUGGUGGAAGUAACAUCGUUCGCCGCCGUCAACAAGUUCCAGCCAUUCAACGUGGCCAUCUCCAGCAACGCGCUGUUUCUGCUGGACUUCCACAGCCACCUAACGCGCAGCGAGGUCGUGGGGUACCUGGGGGGACGCUGGGACAUCAACAGCCAGAUGCUCUCGGUGCUGAGAGCCUUCCCCUGUCGCAGCCGGCUGGGGGACGCGGAUACGGCGGCUGCCAUGGAAGAGGAGAUCUACCAGAGCCUGCUCCUGCGCGGCCUGUCCCUAGUGGGCUGGUACCACAGUCACCCGCACAGCCCGGCCCUGCCGUCGCUGCAGGACAUCGACACGCAGAUGGACUACCAGCUGCGGCUGCAGGGCUCCAGCAAUGGCUUCCAGCCCUGCCUCGCCCUGCUCUGCUCCCCUUACUACUCUGGCAACCCGGGCCCCGAGUCCAAGAUCUCCCCCUUCUGGGUGAUGCCACCCCCUGAGCAAAGGCCCAGUGACUACGGCAUCCCCAUGGACGUGGAGAUGGCCUAUGUCCAGGACAGCUUCCUGACUAAUGACAUCCUCCAUGAGAUGACGCUGCUGGUGGAGUUCUACAAGGGCGCCCCUGAUGCGGUGCGGUUCCAGGAGCCCUGGGACCCAGAGCACACCUGCCUCGACAAGCUGAAGAUCUCCCUGGCCGGCAGGAUGCCCAAGGACCAGGGCCUGUGCCACGUGCUGGAGCAGGUGUGCAGCGUCCUCAAGCAAGGCAUCUGAGGGCGUCGGCCUCUCAGGACCUGGGAGGACUCCUGGUCAGACUCGGAGCCCCUUGCCCCACUCUCAGCAGCUCUGGGUGAGGGGGAACGGGAUUCAGGGCUUUGUCUGUGGCUGUGACUGGCUUGUGCGGUGGCAGGGGCUUACACAAUAAAGGAGAGAAACAGCCCAGGCA